AUGGGAGCUGAAUACAUUGUCUUUGGACGUUCCAUCCCCACCUACAAGUUGGCUCUUGCCACCUACGCUGCCGUUGCCGCCCCCAUCAUCCUCAUGAAGGCCGGCAAGAAGGAGGCCCCCGUCAACGCCAUCCACGCUGCUUCCCAGGAUGAGGAGGCCUUCAUCCGCGAGUUCAUUAAGGCCGCUGAGGAGGAGCAGCCCAAGAACGUUUAA
This is a messenger RNA of Linnemannia hyalina, 213 nucleotides long. NCBI's taxonomy places the organism in Eukaryota, Fungi, Mortierellomycota, Mortierellomycetes, Mortierellales, Mortierellaceae. The record is from the annotation of a GenBank genome assembly.